UCUUUCUGUAAACAUGUCUGACAAAUACAAAAAUUUUCAGAGUGUGUACGAAUUAGACGCCCAGAAAGAAGAGAACAAAAAAGCCAGACAGUUAAUACUUGAACAGGCCAAAAAGAAAUAUGAAAUCUCUGAGGCAAAGAAAGAAAGGGCAAGAAAAUUAGGUGAAGGAACAUGGAUGCUUGAUUCAGUCACACAGCGCAUUGAUAAAGAAGAAAAGGCAGUGGAAAAAGAAAAAAAGAAAAAAGUGAAGAAAGCAAAAAAGAAAAAGAAAAAACGAUCAAGUUCAGCAUCAAAUGAUAGUAAUGCAAGUGAAGGUGAAGUUUGGACAGAAGUUUCCAAGUCCAACCAUGGACCUGCUUCAGUUAAAGGACCUCAACUCCAACGUGAAAGCUGGAUGGAAGCCCCAAUUAACCUGAUACCAACCACCUCUAGGCAAGAAAUUCGAAAUGCCAUUUUGAAAGACAAAGAAGAAGCCAGAAGGGAGGUUGAAAAAUUAACACAGCCAGGCCGGCAUGUACGUGAACUAAACCCCUACUGGAAAGAUGGUGGCACAGGUCUCCCAGAUAGUCGUCAAGAUGUGAAGGUGCCAUCUAGUGGCACAGGUGAUGGUGGAGUUGCCUGGUUAAGGAAAGCCUACAGUAGGUGUAAGCAGCAAGCUGAGGAUGAAGGAAGGAGCUUAGAGGAAGUGGCAGCUGAGAGGUGGGGGUCUCUUAAAAAGCUUGAAUCUAUGUUGGAGGAAGCAGAAAAGAAACAAAAAGAUGUUGCUCAAAGGAAAGAUAACAGAGACAGAAUAGAGGGCAGAAAGGAGCCAAGGAAAUAUGAAAUGGACAGAACUCAAGAAAAGAUGGGUACAAGCCGUAGGGAUGAUCCAUCAGAAAAGCAAAAUCGUGACUCCAGGUAUUCACACAGAGAUCAGCCUAGACAUGAGGAUAAAGAUAACAGAAGAUCUGGUUUUCGUCGUCCUGGAUCUGAUAGUGAUGAGGAUAAGGAUAAUAGAAGAUCUGGCUUUCGUCGUCCUGGAUCUGGUAGUGAUGAGGAUAAAAAUAAUAGAAGGCCUGGCUUUCGUCGUCCUGGAUCUGGUAGUGAUGAGGAUAAAGAUAAUAGAAGAACUGGCUUUCGUCGUCCUGGAUCUGGUAGUGAUGAGGAUAAAGAUAAUAGAAGAACUGGCUUUCGUCGUCCUGGAUCUGGUAGUGAUGAGGAUAAAAAUAAUAGAAGGCCUGGCUUUCGUCGCCCUGCUUCUGAUCAUAAUGAGGAUAAAGAUAAUAGAAGAUCUGGGUUUCGUCGCCCUGGAUCUGAUAAUGAGGAUGAUAAAGAUACCAGACGGUCUGGCUUUCGUCGCCCUGCUUCUGAUUUUGAUAAAGGUAAAGCUGACAAAAGGUCUGGCUUUCGUCUCCCUGCUGGAUCUGACAGUGAUGAGGAUGUAAAAAAUUCCCAUUCUGAUCAUAGGAAGAGGUCUUCACCUGGACGCAACUCUUAUAGAAGAGAAGGCUUUGUGAGACCCUCAGAUGCUGAAGAGGAUUCUUAUAGAGGUAGAGGCAGGUCAGGUGGUGAAGGGGGUAGAGGGAAGUCAGGUGAUGACACUCCUGCGUGGAAGAAGAAGCCAGUGGUGCAGCCAGUCAGAGAACAGCCUACAGAAGAGAAGAAGAAAGCUGAAAAGGUGAACAUCAGAAGAAAAUCUACCAGUUCAUCUGCUUCAGAUGACAGUGCUUGUUCUGCGAGCUCUUCUGAAUCAGAGGAAGAAAAGAAACACGAGGAACCAGCAAAGAUCUUAAGUGAAGAAGAAUUGAAUGAAUUGGCGGCAAAGAUUUUAAGAGCUGAGAUCAUGGGAGAAAAUGAUUUAGCUGCAGAACUGAAGGAGAAAUUAGAAAAUGCCAGAAAACAGAGAGAAGCUUCAAAAUCUGGGGGAGAGAAGCAGGCAGAUUUCUGUCACAGAAGGAAGGAGCAGGGUGGGGAGAGGAAGACCAGGGCUCACAAGGAGGAAGGAGAGGAGGACAACGUGGUUGUUCUGUCUCGGACAAGCAAGGGAGGACUGGUCAGGCCGGUCGCUGGAUCUGGUGAACAGUGGGGGGGCCCAAGUGGGAAAAAACGCAAGAAGACUGUACCCACACACAGUAUGACAGGGGACAGGACAAUUUAUUUUGAUAAUGAUGACCAGUUUGACCUCAAGACUUUGGUUGAGAGGGAAAAAGCUGGCACAGCAGAAGAUCAGAAUUCUAUGUUUGCCAGGUUGGCUGGUAGGUCACAUGACAAAGACAUGGAUGUUGACGACAUUUUCCUGACAAAAGCUGCCAUCAAACAACACGCUGAGCAAGCUGCUACAAGGGACAAGGCUGCUGCUAUUUUUGAACACAAGAAGAUGAGCUCAGCCAUGGACAAGUGUACCAGGUGCCUCAAGAAGGUUCCCAAACACCUCAUCAUUGCCAUAGGGUCAAAGAGUUAUCUGUGCUUGCCUCCCCACCGCUCCUUGACAGAGGGCCACUGUUUUGUUGUCCCUAUUCACCAUGUGUCAUCUGCUACAAGCAUGGAUGAAGAUGUCUGGCGGGAGAUGCAGACGUUUAGAAAAAGUCUAGUCCAGAUGUUCACCUCACAAGGCCAAGAUGUUGUUGUCAUGGAAACUGUGAUGCACCUGAAACACUUCCCCCACACAGCGUUUGAAUGUAUCCCAUUGGAUAAGGAGCUGGGAGAUUUAGCUCCCAUUUAUUUUAAAAAAGCCAUCCAAGAGGCAGGCCCUGAGUGGUCAGACAACAAAAAACUUCACAGUCUCAGACAGAAAGAUGUCAGACAUGUGAUACCAAAAGGUUUCCCAUAUUUUAGUGUAGAUUUUGGUCUAGACGGGGGAUACGCUACAGUUAUUGAGGACGAGGCCAAAUUCACAGCAUAUUUUGGAAGGGAAAUUGUUGGUGGAAUGUUGGAUGCCGAGCCCACACUGUGGAGACACCCACACAAGCAAAGCUUUGAGGACCAGCGACAGAAGGUUCUGGAGUUUGAAAAAAUGUGGAGACCUUUUGAUUGGACGGCUAACUUAACCCUGGGCGACUGAAGAAAUUUGACUCAAAAGUUGUGCAGUUUGAAAAAAUGUGGAGCCCCUUUGAAGAGAUUUGAGACAUUAGGACUUAGGAGCAGAUUCAGAUUGGAUGUUUGAGAGCCCAGAUGAUUGAAGGAUGGAUGUUAUGAUUGAGGGAGAGUUAGACUGAAUGAUUGGAGAAUGACCAGAUGAUUGAAGGAUGGAUGUGAUGAUUGAAUGAGAGUAAGACUGAAUAAUUGGAGAAAGACCAGAUGAUUGAAGGAUGGAUGUGAUGAUUGAGGGAGAGUUAGACUGAAUGAUUGGAGAACUGAAACCGGAUGAUUGAGGGAGAGUGAGUCUGGAUGAUUUUAAAGUUUUCAGAAGUUGAUACAAAAGUUUGAUAUACAAAUUUUAAGUAACAUGAAUAAACAAAUUAGCAAUUA
Messenger RNA from Physella acuta, 3447 nucleotides. Its product is annotated as CWF19-like protein 2. Gene Ontology annotation, biological process: mRNA splicing, via spliceosome. The record is from RefSeq and is a predicted model, not a curated record. Lineage: Eukaryota; Metazoa; Mollusca; Gastropoda; Physidae. Gene Ontology annotation, cellular component: post-mRNA release spliceosomal complex.